This is a messenger RNA of Batrachochytrium dendrobatidis JAM81, 1119 nucleotides long. RefSeq lists its product as uncharacterized. Gene Ontology annotation, biological process: protein phosphorylation; intracellular signal transduction. The annotation marks the transcript as partial. Gene Ontology annotation, cellular component: cytoplasm. Lineage: Eukaryota; Fungi; Chytridiomycota; Chytridiomycetes; Rhizophydiales. The transcript is spliced from 5 exons. The record is from RefSeq and is a predicted model, not a curated record. Gene Ontology annotation, molecular function: protein serine/threonine kinase activity; ATP binding.
AUGUUCUCUAGUCCAGUAUCAAAACAUACAAGUCGCAAGUCCAGCAGUACCUAUGCAACUCCACCACCCUCAUCCCCUGCCUCUCCGCUACCGCAGCCAUCUUCAUUAACAGUUGAAUAUCCUGUUUCUGCCAGACGAGCCAACUCGGGCGGAUAUAGUCACAAUAGCACUGGUGGUUAUCAUCGCACUCAACCACAACAUAAUAGCAACUAUAACCAACAACGUAAUCAGCAGGUUCCUUCAGCUGCUGUUCCAUCUCAUCAGAACUCCAGCAGCAGUCGGUCUGCGAAUCCAAAAAAACCCCAUUCUAGUGCUUUUGGUCCAUACACGCUUGGAAAGACUCUUGGAGAAGGCGAGUUUGGCAAAGUUAAACUAGGACAGCAUAUGGAUACUCGCAAAGAGGUUGCAGUGAAACUGAUUAAAAAAGCAUCAAUCGACAGUCCUGCCAGACGAGAAAAACUCAUUCGGGAAAUCAGUCUGCUCAAGUCCGUCAGUCAUCCGCAUAUUGUUCGAUUGCAUGAAGUGAUUGAAACCGAACAUUAUAUUGGCAUGAUCAUGGACUAUGCUUCGGGCGGUGAGCUGUUUGGAUAUAUUUUAAAGCGACGAUAUUUGAAGGAAAAAGAAGCUAGUGCAUUUUUUGCUCAAUUGAUUUCAGGUGUGAGCUAUCUGCACAAGAAUCUCAUUGUACAUCGAGAUCUGAAACUGGAAAAUUUACUGAUUGACAGUCACAGAAACAUUGUGAUUACAGACUUUGGAUUUGCAAACACUUUCAACUCUGACUCGAGCAAAUUGCUGCAGACAUCGUGUGGAAGUCCUUGCUAUGCGGCUCCAGAACUUGUCAUCAGUGAUGGCUAUGUUGGCGAGGCAGCUGAUAUUUGGAGUUGUGGUGUUAUUCUAUACGCCAUGGUAUGCGGAUACUUACCCUAUGAUGACGAUCCAGCCAAUCCCGAAGGUGACAACAUCAAUCUGCUGUACAAAUACAUUCUUGAAACCAAACCGGAUUAUCCGGAAUAUGUGUCAGAAACUGCUAGAGACCUCAUCAGCAUGAUUCUCGUUCCAGAUCCUCGUUACCGUGCAAACAUGUCGCAAAUCAUUAAUCACAAAUGGCUGCGUUCAUAC